AUGACUUCCACAGACACCUUCACAGCGGCUCUGCGCGACCUCAUCUCGGCCAACCACAUCCUCCACCACCAUGGCGUUGUCGAUGCAUACGGCCACGUCUCGAUCCGCCACCCAGCAGACCCCGACCUCUAUAUAAUGAGCGGGUUCCUAGCGCCGGCAUUAGUCUCGUCGCCGGCAGACCUGAUCACCUACCACGUGUCGGACUCGAGCCCAGUCGACCCGAACGCCGGAAAAGGGUACUCGGAACGCUUCAUCCACGGGGAGCUGUACAAGCGGUUUGCGGGGGUCAACUGCGUCAUCCACUCGCACGCCGAGGAGGUGCUGCCGUACGUGGUGACGGAUGUUAAGUUGCGCCCCAUGUACCACAUGGCGGGAUUCCUGGCCAGCCACGGCAACGGCGAUGGCGUCAAGGUAUUCGACAUCGACGCGCUCUACCGGGACGGCGAGCAACGGGAUAUGCUGGUCAAGAACUCGCGGUUCGGCGCCGCGCUGGCCGACAUGUUCGCCACCAGCGACGCGAGCACCAGUGGGAGUGGGCCCCGAUCAGAGACGCCGGACGAGUCGGUCGUCCUGAUGCGCAAGCAUGGCUUCACGGUCGUGGGCCGCGAUGUCGUCACGGCCGUCUACCGCGCCAUCUAUACCCGCAUCAACGCCGAGGUCCAGACAAAGGCAAUGGCCACUGCUGGCUUUCAGGGCCUCACCUCCGAGCAGAGCAAGGACUGUGCCGUCAUGAAUGAGGAAUAUCAGCAGAAGCCGUGGAAGUUGUGGGUCCGUGAGGUCGAGCGCUUGCCGUUGUAUGAGAACACGUUGAGCGAGACGAGAAACUUUGCUUGA
Messenger RNA from Capronia epimyces CBS 606.96, 834 nucleotides. RefSeq lists its product as uncharacterized. Gene Ontology annotation, molecular function: aldehyde-lyase activity. The record is from RefSeq and is a predicted model, not a curated record. Gene Ontology annotation, cellular component: cytosol. Gene Ontology annotation, biological process: pentose catabolic process. NCBI's taxonomy places the organism in Eukaryota, Fungi, Ascomycota, Eurotiomycetes, Chaetothyriales, Herpotrichiellaceae. The transcript has a single exon. Bases 1 to 834 code for a protein of 277 amino acids.